Molecule: messenger RNA, 788 nt
Organism: Saccostrea cuccullata (small rock oyster)
Lineage: Eukaryota; Metazoa; Mollusca; Bivalvia; Ostreida; Ostreidae
Product: Fanconi anemia core complex-associated protein 24-like
Exons: 6
Coding region: 65-718 (217 amino acids)
Biological process (GO): interstrand cross-link repair
Cellular component (GO): Fanconi anaemia nuclear complex
Molecular function (GO): chromatin binding
Source: RefSeq, a predicted model, not a curated record
GAUGUUAUGAUUGUGUUGCUGUGGAUGGUAUGCAGAGUAGUUUUAUGGCAAUGAAAAGGGAGUGAUGGAUAACGACUUAGAUCUUUCCUCUCUUGUGGAAAAAACUCGUAACAUAAAUGUACCUAUUGGUCACAUAAUUGCUUCUCAGAAAUGGAGGAAUUCAGAACUGCAUUACAGUUUACAGAGUAAUGUACAGGUCCUGUUUGAGGAUGAUCUUGGAGUUGUAGACUUUUUUCCCUCCAGUAGACUUGGUGUGGUCUACCUCACAGAACCGGACUUAGUGGCAUUCUCAGGCCAAAAGAAGAAGUUAGCUAAGCUAAGAAAGGCUGACCGUGUUCAGGCGGUGGUCCUUGCUGAGAAGACCCCCACCAGCGGUCAGUAUUACCCAGAGGUCCAGAAGUUCUGUCUCAUGGAUCUAGGCUUCUCCGUCAUACCAGUACCAACUCAAAAAGAGGCAGCCUCAAUACUAUCACAAAUGGUGGUCAGUGAGAGCCACACAAAUACCAAUCCAUUUCUGAGGAGGAAGAUCUAUCCUUUAGAUGAAGCCUUACUGGCCACUGUCAAAUGUAUUCCAGGCCUUGGGGGCGUCAAAGCUCGGGCUCUGCUGGAGGGAUUGGGAAGUAUUGAAAACAUAUGCAGUGCCUCAGAUCAGGAACUCUCCGUGAUAAUAGGCAAAGCUGGUGCUGAAAAUGUCAAGAAAUUUCUGAACAAGAGCUGAUGAUCUCCUUUUUCUGCUUUAUUGGUUAACUGAGCCAGCGAGUUUUUCUGAUAAAAGUGUGUCCAGCAUC